Molecule: messenger RNA, 1429 nt
Organism: Populus nigra (black poplar)
Lineage: Eukaryota; Viridiplantae; Streptophyta; Magnoliopsida; Malpighiales; Salicaceae
Product: protein EMBRYO DEFECTIVE 1674-like
Exons: 4
Coding region: 119-1180 (353 amino acids)
Source: RefSeq, a predicted model, not a curated record
AAGUGGAUUAUUUUGGCGCGUUAUUAUUCGAGGCAAAAACUCCCGCCAAUUUUGGCCGCUCGCAUCCUCACACCAACGCCGUUAGAGGGCCAAAAGAGAGAAUACCCGACCCGGAAAAAUGCCGACUGACCCGAAAAGGAAAGGAUCUAGCAGUGCCACUACCCCAGCUUCACUAACCAAAAUCUUGCAUCGUUCUCUGUCGCAUCUUAAGUCAAGAACGCCGAACAAUAGCACCCCUGUCUCUUCUUUAUCUCUUAAAUCCGUUUGGUUGUAUGAUUGGUGGCUGGCUAAGGCAGAAGGGGAUGGCUUAGCUGUUUCUGGGUUUACUUUUAGAGAAGGAGUAGGAGCAAGAUUGUUUUGCUCGGCAGCGAUUGUCAGAAGACAUUACGCCACCAUUCUUGAGACAAAGGAUGGCAUCACUGUUACAAUUAGUGGAUUCAUAAAUAGAGAUCGGACUCGUGAAAAUGGGUUUUCAUUCCAGAUUUGUGAGCAUUUCCAGCUGGGAUUUCCAUAUUCUUGGUUAGAGCUUGCCACCCGAUUGGGUGGUGAAGAGUCUGCUAACAGAGGCAGUCCUCCCGGAAAAUCGGGUUUUGAUGAGCCCAAAAUGUCUUCUGGUACCAGCGCAAGCGCCGCCUCCGUUUCUUUUGAUGAUCUCCCGGUGACAAGGAUCCGCGAUAUUGCAACGCACCCUCUUGGAGAUUCCAAAGAUUGUGCACUCGCUGAUAUCCUAGAUCAUUUCUGCAGCAAUGAUGCCAAACUCUCUUCAUUGGCAACCAGUCCAGGCUCAAAGAAUCCAGUCACUGUGGCAAAUGCUGUGCUGGAUGAAACUCCAAGGAAAAACAAGAGGAGAGCUGACCGGAAGUACAAAGAUGGAGGUAUAAUUCCACGUAGAGUUGAUAUAGUAACGGGGGAACACAUCACACCAAGCAGAGGAAUUGUCACAAGAAGCAUGUCCAGGCGGAGGAAUUUUGGAGAAAUACAAGAAGAAAGUCAAUCAUCUGCAUUUCUUUCAACAUCAGAGACCACUGAGAACCUUUCCGGUGGGAUGACGAGUACAAGUGCUCGGAAAGAUAGUUGGGCUGCCACAUCAACGGAGAAAAUUAUGGAAGUCCCUGAUGUACCCAUAGUCAGAAGAUCAAGCAGGAGGCCGAAUAUCCGGAAGGAUUAUCGUGAAAAGUAAUACCAGUAUGGAAAGCCUUCUGAAACAGAAUGGAGAAGUGGUGGGAAUGUUCAUGUCCGAUGGAUAUGUUCCAUGCAGAAAGUGAUGCUACCUUUCCUCUAGCCUCGUUACAGUGAUCAAUCGUAUGAUAUUACAGGCACAAACUAACAUUCUUAUUUACCAUAUAACCCCUCAAAAAGCAUGACUUUCUUUAUCCUUCCAUUUUAUUUUAGCAUGACUUUCGAAAAGCAUGAAAUGCCCUUUCCACCA